AUGCCAUUCAGCUGGACCCUCAUCAUUGUCUCGUAUUACUUGCUCUUUUGUGAAACGAUCCAUCAUGUGUUUGCAGUGAGGAGUGCACGUGGUGGCUGCGUAUAUUCCUUCUUGCGGCCAAGUGGGUGCGAUUUGGGGAGGGGGAGGCGAGACACCAAGCUCGGGGCGUACGACUUCCGUACAAUCGAGCGUAAGUGGCAAGUCGUGUGGAAUGCGAAGAGGCUCCUGGAUAGGGACUUUGCGCGGUUCAACCGGCGUGCUCGGGAACGAAGCGAAGGUGAACGAAGCGCAGAUGAACGAAGCGAAGAUGAACGAAGCGAAGGUGAAGGACGAGAUGGUGGACUAGAGGGGGGCAAAUGUGAAGGCGACCCGGGAGGGAAACUAACCCAGCGCAAGUUCUACAUCCUGGACAUGUUCCCCUACCCCUCGGGUGAGGGUCUGCACAUGGGGCAUAUGCUCUGUUUCACCAUAACGGACGUGUUGACAAAAUUCAAGCGAAUGACCAACCACUGCGUGUUUCACCCCAUCGGAUGGGACAGCUUUGGGCUGCCAUGUGAUAGGAUGUCGAUGAAGCUAAAAGUAGACCCAAGAAAAAUUAUUCAAAAAAAUAUUUUUAAUUUUAAACAACAGCUACUAAGAAUGGGAUUCCUUUUCAACUGGGACCAUGAAAUUAAUACAUCAGAUGCAACAUUUUACAAGUGGACACAAUGGAUUGUCAUUCAAAUGUAUUUAAAAGGGUUGGGUUAUAAAAAGAAGUCUUAUGUAAAUUGGUCCAAGGAAAUUAAGUGUGUAAUUUCAAAUGAUGAAAUGAAGAAUGAAGCGAACGUGGAAGGAUUAAAAGUAAUAAAGAGGAAGCUGCUGCAGUGGUACCUUAGGAUUACCAAGUACGCCACAAGACUCAUUCACGAUCUGAAGGACAUCCAGUGGCCUGAAAAAAUUAAACGCAUGCAAAUUAAUUGGAUAGGAAAGAAAAGAGGGAUCCUCCUGAAGGCUAGGGUUAUACCUAUUCAUGAGUGGUCAAGUGGGGAACAGUUUAGUACUCCUCCGCAUUGUUUCACUCCACAUAUUCUUUACCAUAGCAUAUAUGCGAAUGAUGAGAUGACUCUCCUUUUUAAUUAUUUGUACCGUGAGGGGGUGGCGGGUUAUGGGUUCUUCGAUUCGUUUGUUAGAGUGCAGAGUGGGCAGUAUCCCAUGUUAGCGUCUGACAACCAACUGGAACGCCUCAUUUAUGACCAGGACGCUGUUGAAAAGGUGCUCAGGGUGAUGAAGCCAAGGGCACCUACGGUAAGGCUUCCAUCCAACGGGGGGGAGAAAAAAUAUCUUCUUCAAUUUGACUCGGAUGGGGAAGAGAACGAAGGGGAUACUUACGUAAAAAUAUUUCUACACGAAAAGGAGGCCAUCUUUGACGGGGACAAAUUAUUAAUCAGUGUGAAUCAUCCUGAUAUUCACCAGAUAGUAAAUGGGAACAACACUUUAUUAUCUUUUGUGAGUAGAGCAGUGAGGCAAAACGACACCGAGAGGUUAAAGGAUGAACGGAUCCUCUUCACAGGUUCUGUUAUUUACAAUCCCAUAAUAAGGUGUUACAUUCCUAUAUACCUUUGUACAUUUGUAUUAGAGAACAGUAGGAAGUUGCUCUUCGUUCAGAGGGGGAGGAGAGAUCAAGUCUGUGAAACGGCUAAGGGGGAAGAGAUGUUGCACAAUGUGUUAUCCUCAUCGAAGUAUAGCAAAAGGUACAGUGUGUACAGUCUGAAGGACUGGCUGUUUUCGAGGCAGAGGUACUGGGGCGAGCCCUUUCCUUUUCUCUUUCCCGUGAAAGGGACAACAGGGGGGGAUGUUCCCGCCGCGGGACAGCAGACACACUCUGUGAAUAGCCAAGCGGAGGAGGGGCCAAGUGUGGAGAAUACAACUGUGUGCAAUUCGCCCAUGAGAGAGAUCUAUAUAGACGACGUCCCUGUGCAUCUGCCAAAGUUUCACAAAGGAGUAUACGAAUUGGGUUCUAAUAGGUACAAUGAAGGAUCUCCUUCCGUCUUGUCCCGAUUUAAAAAGUGGGUUUUCCAAAGGAGAGGAAAUGUUUUGUAUAAGAGGGAGUGUGACAUAAUGCCCCAGUGGGCAGGGUCCAGCUGGUAUUUUUUAAGGUACCUGGAUUCAAAGAAUGCGAAUCGCAUUUUUAACAAGGAGAUGGUAGAUAUGUGGAUGCCUGUUGAUCUGUACGUUGGGGGCAGUGAGCAUGCUGUGUUGCAUCUUCUGUACGCGAGAUUUUUUCACAAAUUUUUGUACGACAUGAAGUUGGUUAGCCAUAAGGAGCCCUUUCAGAGGCUCUUCAACCAGGGCCUCCUCUUGAGUGCCACUUCGUUCUUUGCCUACACGACGUUGGACGGAAAGUUGGUUAGUUAUGCCACGGUGAGGGGUGAAGCGGGGGAGGGGAAUAAUAUCGAGCCGGAUGCGGUGAACAAGCAGGGCUCUGUCCAAGCGAGCAGCGAGAUGAGUAACCCUGGGGAAGUGACUCAGCCCCCCCCAUCCGGCCAGUCUCUCUUAUCGGAGCAGCCGACUCGCGGCACGGAAAAGGCGCUACAAAGAAUGGUGCCGAUCGCGGAGGGGAAGAAGUACAGAAAGUAUAAAAUUCCAGAGAAGCUGGUGGUGCAGAGGGAGGGAAAAUAUUUUCUUAAAGACGCUGCUCACGUAGAAGUACAUGCCAUUUAUGAAAAAAUGUCCAAGUCAAAAGGAAACACAGUGAACCCAAACGAUAUUGUGAAAAAGUAUGGGUCCGAUUGUCUGCGAUUGUACAUUUUAUUUUUAGGCCCUAUAGAUCAGAACAAAAAAUGGGACCUCAAGGGAAUAAAAGGGACCUUUAAAUUCUUAAUCAAUUUGUACAGCCUGUUUGUGAAGGAUGUAGAUGCUUCCCAUUCGGUUAAGGAGAAGAGACAAGAAGAGUGUAGCGCCACUACGGAGGUUGACUCGGGGGGGGUUGUUCAGACAUGUGGUGACGAUAAUACUGUUGAACCAACCAGCGAGGACAACAGUGAUCAUAUAAUUUGCAGCAAGUGUAGGAGGAAGAAAAAAAACAAGCAGAUGAUUCUUAAAUUUGAAAUGAUUAAAAAUGGGGGGAGCCAAUAUGAAGAAGGAAAAUUCAACCCAGAAAAGAGGAAGGAAGCCAUAAAACGAAAUAUUAGCUCGCUGUGGAGUCAAGACCAUUCGUACAAAGAGCUAUCAGAUCGAAUUGUAAAAAAAAAGGAACACGAAAUUGAAAGGGAGAAGAAAGAAAAGGCAAAUUUUUUUAUUAACAAAAUAAGUGGGUGUCUAAACAGCAUGAAGCUAAAUACAGCUGUUUCCUUUUUCAUGAUGUUUUUUAACGAAAUUAAAAAAUGGGACUACAUCCCUUUGAAGAUUUUUUUAAUUUUUGUUAAGUUGCUUUUUCCCUUCUGUCCUCACAUCUGUGAGGAGUUUUGGUUUUUCUAUUUAAAGAAAUACAGACCGGGGAGGAAGCAGAUUUGUUACUUCUGCAAUUCUAACUUGAUGUACUUUUCUCGUUGGCCCUCGUUGUUCCAGUUGGAGGCACCAAGGAUGGGCAAGCUUUCCAUCCGGGUGAAUAACCGCCACGUGACGUUUAUGGAAGUUGAGGGGGGAAGAAGUUCAGAGCGUUGUGGAAAUGCGGAAGGCCCCACAAAUGACGAAGCGCCGGAGCGAUCACAAAGCAUCAUUCGUGAAGCCACAAAUAGAAUAACGGAUCGGGUUGAAAAAGAGGAGAAAAGGGGCAAACGCCUUGUCAACGUUGUGUACAUUCCAAACAGAGUCGUAAAUUUUAUCUUCGAGUGA
Molecule: messenger RNA, 3813 nt
Organism: Plasmodium fragile
Lineage: Eukaryota; Apicomplexa; Aconoidasida; Haemosporida; Plasmodiidae
Exons: 1
Coding region: 1-3813 (1270 amino acids)
Biological process (GO): leucyl-tRNA aminoacylation; mitochondrial translation
Cellular component (GO): mitochondrion
Molecular function (GO): ATP binding; leucine-tRNA ligase activity
Source: RefSeq, a predicted model, not a curated record